CACAGCCAAAAACCUCCGCGGCUUCAGCUCUUUCACCGGAGCAACAGCGAGCGAUCACAACGGAAAAUGUCCGAAGUCCGCCCCCUACGAUCUCUCCCCCCAAACGAACCCCUCCCAAUCUCCCGCCAAAACCCUAACCCUAACCCUAACCCUAACCCUUCGCUUCCUCAAUGCGAAUCCCUCGCUCGAUCCUGGCUCUCUUCUCUCCCGCCUCCCUACUCUCCAUCUCCCGCCGAAAUCGACUCCUGGAUCGAUUCCAACCUCUCCCCUCUCCCCUCCGAUCUCCGCUCCCUUUCCCGAUUUCAACUCCACCAGUGGAUUCUCUCUCUCCACCCAACCCCUAACCCUAACCCUAACCCUAUCCCUAGUUCUAGCCAGGUCGAACACCCGUACAGAUUCCAGCGUACGGACCUGUGGCUUCCAGUUUACCAGUGGUUGGAGGCGUUGGACAAGGAUCAGCUGGUGAGUGGCAAGGAGCUAACGGAUUGGUUGGGUCAGAACACUGAGUUUGUGGAUCGGGUUCUGUCGAAGCACUCGAAGUAUCAUUUGAUGCAUUACAUCCAGAAGUUGCACUUGAAAAUGCUCAAGAAGAGAGGCAAGUUGCCCAAGACUAUGCUACUUUCUACUGCAAGGGCGUCAGUGAAGUGUCUAAAUGGUGGAGCAACAUCGCGACAAGAUUCUUUCCUACAUCCCCUAAAGAGCUCAAGUUGUGGGUCAAGAAUGCGAGAACAUUCUCUACUGUGCAAACCUUCCGUCAACAUUUUAAAGGAUAGUGAGCUAUUCUCUUGUAAAAAGAGUGAAGCUGCUCUUAGAUACGAAGUUCUGACAGAUUUACAGAAUCAACUUACAAGUAUUCUCUCAAAACGCAAGAAUGCAGUCAACUUACAAGAAUCCCCUUUACGGCCUUUGCUUAAGCAAAAUUCUGAAAAUAGUUCCCACCAGCAAUCAUCUGAUGUGGGUAAGAAGGAUGAGUAUACAAGAACUAUGCCUGAAGCUGCUCUAGACUCAGUAGAUGCGGUUAGUGUAGAAGUUCAUGAACAGUCAAUGUCUGUGCCUACUACAGAUUCAAGCAGUGGACUAAAAAGAAAAAGGAAUCCUACCAUUGUGACUCCUCCAUGGUCAUAUUGUGAAACUUUAUUUGGAACCUCUAAAUAUGAGCAAUCUUCAACUUCUCAAUCUGGCGAAGCAAAAAUACACAAUAUUUUGAAAGGGGAGAGUUGCGUAUCAUCCUCACUAAGUUCCUUUUCUGCAAAGAACAUUGUUACAUGCUUAAAGGGGCGAGAGAGAGGUAUUAGUUGGCCCUUUGCCUCCUCUCAUGGCGUUUAUGCAGGGAAAAAGCAGAUCUGGAAUUCAUUUCUUGAAGGUUGGAGAUCACUUGGAUAUCAGUUUGCUGGACCUGCUGUGAGGCUGAAACGAAAAAGUUAUUCUUCUUGGGUUCCUACUUGGUCUGCCUAUACAUCAAGUGCUGCUAGUGCUCAACCUCAUGGAAGGGUAGGUGUUCAGAAGAUUCUUGAUGUAAGAUUCCACCCAGAAGGGCUUCCUCAGCUUGUCUGUAGCUCUAAUGAGGCACCAAAUGAAUUACUACUGUAUAAUCUUCGCUCUGGAAGGGCAAUACAACUCAGUGGCCAUAAUUGCCAGAUCCAGGCUGUUGAUUUUGCAGUUAGAGGUGCGAGCAUUGUUUCAUGUGGUUCUAAAUUAUUGAAGGUUUGGGACUGCAUAACUGGUUCUUGUCUUUUUACCCUGGGGCCUUCUUGUGAUGAUCAAGCAUCUGUUGGACACACAGAACAGAUUAAUGCGAUGACUGUUAAUCGUUGGCAGUCUUGUCUUGUGGUGACCAGUGGUGGGAGAGGAGAUGGGAAACUGCUCCUAUGGAAUGCUUUGAGAGGAGAACUUGCUGCUGAUCUCAAUGCGAACAUAAGGGUGAAAGACCAGCCUCAUCCUUCUCUUAAUGUGAUGGAAUUUUGUAGCGAAAGCCUUCUGGCUUGUGGAAGUGAUAGUGAAUACGGUGGUCCAGCUGUAGUGCAGUUAUGGGAUUUUGACUCUCCACAGUCCUGUCUGUCUUUUGCUGCUAAUGAUUCUUAUAUUACCUCGCUGAAAGCAAAUCCAUCUUGCAACACUUUACUCACAGGUUCUGGAGAUGGAACUGUUGGCUUAUUUGAUAUUCGAACAUGUGGUGCAAUUAACUAUCUCUCCAUUGGAUCUGAUUACGAGGUGACGUCAGUUUCAUUUAGUGGAUGUGGAACCUACUUUAGCGUCUCUAGCACUUCAAAUAGUAGCCUGGUAUGGGAUACACGGAUAAUGCCAACAAAUCGCCAUCAGAUUCCCCUGAAGAAAUCUUCUCAUGUCACUGACACACAUUUCUUCAGACCUUUGCAUUGCUUAAGCCAUGGGAAGCAAAUGCCUACCGCGGAACAUGCAGGUCAACUUCCUGGUCAUGUCGACGCGGGUGAUCAGGGUGUAAAUGAUGCUCGGUGGCUUCACACGGAGCCUGUAUUGGUUACUGCAAGUGGCGAUGGCAGCAUUGCGAUGUGGGAUGUUACCCUAGGCAUGCCUUGUGUAAGGCAUUUAAUCAGCCAUACAAGAUCUGUUAAUACUGUCGCAAUCGCACCAAAUGAUGAAUACUUGUGUAGUGGAGGAGAUGAUCAAAAAAUUGUUUUAUAUCACAACAAGCAUGGAUUGACUCAUCAAAAGUGGCGCUUAUCUCAUCCACUGCCAGAAAAGGACUAGUACCAUCCACAUAAUAGUAGAUAUCUAUGCCUAUGAGCAAAAGGUACAUGCAGUAUAACAUCGGACAGAGUCAUUCAUGAAGUAGUUGUUUUAUUUACAACAAUUUUCUUAUGCAAUAGCUGAGGUCUGUUUUCAGUUCUUUAUGAUAUCAUGACAGGUAAUUUAACCAUAAAUCAUCAACC
Molecule: messenger RNA, 2909 nt
Organism: Asparagus officinalis (garden asparagus)
Lineage: Eukaryota; Viridiplantae; Streptophyta; Magnoliopsida; Asparagales; Asparagaceae
Exons: 19
Coding region: 67-2727 (886 amino acids)
Molecular function (GO): protein binding
Source: RefSeq, a predicted model, not a curated record